GAUACCUUUCCAUUCUCUUCAAACAGACUUUUUUUCUCCGAUUUUACAUGGCGAAUCAGAAAUUAAGGAAGAGAGGUUGUAAUUUGCCUAUUACUCAAAGAAAUCGUCAGAUUCAAUGGCCAAAGAGAGAGGGUCGAUUUCAAAGAAGAAUCGAUGAAGCUAAUGGCAGUGCAAUGAUGGCUGAAAUCAUUAAAGGGCACCCAAAUCUGCUUCUUCGUUUAGGUGUCUUCUUUCCCAAGUAUUCUGUGAACAAGCAUAAGGGUAAGAGAACCAUCCCUCCAGAUGAUGAGCAUGGUGGUAGUGCUGAGUCUAGUAAUAACAAAAAAAACCGUGCUGCCAAUUUUAUGGAGAAUCUUGAGGCAAGGUUUCAGGGUGAUGGUGGUCAUGUAGUUAACUCAGUUCUCCAGAUAAUUAGGAUGUACACUAUUGAGGGAAACAAGUCCAAAAAUGAGGCGUAUCAUGAGGUCGUUGCACUUCUUCAGGGUCAUGUAGAUUUAAUCAUGGAGUUUGACGAAUAUUUUAGUGAUAAAUUGUCUCAGCCUAAAUAUGCUUGAAUAUAAUGUGACAGAAAAGAGUAGAGCUUCUAACGAGAAGAGAGUGUUAUAGUUUUCUUUUGUAAGACAUUUGAGUUAAGUUUGAUUUCUUCGUCUAAAGAGAGAACAGAACAUCAUCAAAAUGCUAUAUUGAUAUUUCUUUGUUACCUCAGAAGAAUUUGGGUCUUGUCUAUUAUUUCUUUUAUUUUUAAUGUGCAAAAAAAAGAGCACCUCUUUG
Arabidopsis arenosa is the source of this 771-nucleotide messenger RNA. The record is from the annotation of a GenBank genome assembly. NCBI's taxonomy places the organism in Eukaryota, Viridiplantae, Streptophyta, Magnoliopsida, Brassicales, Brassicaceae.